UGUGUUUUCAGUUUUUUACGAUGAAACCAAACAUCAAUGUAUUGACUGUUCUACUGUUUCUUCUACUGAUCAACUUUUCCUCGAGUGCUCAUCCCACCGGGUGUUCCUAUGAUGGCACAUUAGCCUCAACUGGACUAUAUACUUGUGAUUUAGGAAGUUACACUGCACCUCUCGCCUACAGUUCUUUCUCCAGUCCUCUCCCACAGAGAUUGAAGAUCACUGGUGUAACAGGAACAUUUACCUCUCAAUUGUCAGGAUUCUCCAGCUUCUCUACUGGAUCCUUUGACGCCAAUUAUCCAGCAAGCCUCGAACUGGAAUGUUUGUCGUCUAAUUCGUUAACGUUAUCUAGUGUCUCCUUCACAGAUAUGGGCUAUCUCCAGGAAGUUAAAUUCAGUUUCUGUAACAUAGUAUCAUUGACUACCGGGAUGCUGUCUCCAUUUGGAACACUCAAUUCCUUACGAUUUGAAGGGGGUUCUAUUGCUUCAUAUUCAAAUAGCUUUCUAACUGGACUCAUAGUGGAACCCGUGUCAUCAACUCCAGAACCGAAAGGAGAGCUUGUAAUUAAAGAUUGUACGAUUACCCCGACGUCCAUACCAUCCGGGACAUUUGACGUUUUGACAACAGUGAAGUCCAUUCGUGUAGAGAACGCCGGUGUCACAGCUGUUGACAGUUCACUAUACAACCUGGCUGUGGCUGUAAAUGACGUAUCUCUGGCAGAUAACUCUAUAACCACUCUAGACAGUGGUAUAUUUAGCAGCCUGAAAGGACUAUCUGAUAUAAACCUUGACGGGAUACCGUAUGAUUGUACUUGUACCUCCCUAGCAUUUCUACACUCUUUGUCACAGAACUCUAUCCGCUCGGCUGGUCCCAUCUGUAAUACGCCAGCUGCCUAUCAAAACAAAAAAGCGACAAAAUACUAUGCAGACUCGUGUGAUCUAAGUGUCAGCUGUGCAGAUAUAGCCAUUGGAUCAACCUGUAUGACUGUGUAUGAGCUUGUUGGUAGUAUUCUAAGCUUUGUUACCCUAGUGUUAGCGGCAGUAGCACUGGUUAUCAUUUGCCACACCCGACGUCAGCUCAUGGCAGCAACCUCUAACCUGGAAAAGAACAGGAACAGUGGAUGGUCUAAAGCCAAGGAGGCUAUGGAUACUAAUAGAUCCAUCAAACCUCCAAUGAAAGGAUCACAGGCUGUACAUGGUUGGGGAUGAGAUCUAAGUGACAGCAUGGAUCCAUAGGUGUCAGUGGU
Mytilus trossulus (common blue mussel) is the source of this 1243-nucleotide messenger RNA. RefSeq lists its product as uncharacterized. The transcript is spliced from 3 exons. Bases 21 to 1205 code for a protein of 394 amino acids. NCBI's taxonomy places the organism in Eukaryota, Metazoa, Mollusca, Bivalvia, Mytilida, Mytilidae. Gene Ontology annotation, cellular component: plasma membrane. Gene Ontology annotation, molecular function: transmembrane signaling receptor activity. Gene Ontology annotation, biological process: immune response; inflammatory response; toll-like receptor signaling pathway. The record is from RefSeq and is a predicted model, not a curated record.